AUGGAAUCAACGGCGCAGGAUGCUGGGCUGAGGAAUCGAGUAAUUGGCGAGGUGGAUUCGUCAGAGGCGGUCUCCGAAGCCAACACUAUGCUCAAAUCACUCUACCUCGAGAGGAUGCAGCGAUCCUCAAGCCGAGAUCAAACAAAAACGUUUCGCUUCGGCUCUACGGUCGACGUGGUGGUCAAAGAAACUGCUGGAAUGGCGAUGGGUUCGCACGUGUGGGCGGGAAGCAAGCACCUUACUGACUACAUCAUGAAGACAUUUACUCCUCAAGAUAUGCACAAGGUUUGUUCCAAGGCCUCUACGAAAGAUAUUGGAGCUCGGAGCGGGCUGCGGCUUGACGUCCAUGGCGCUGAAGAAGCACUUUGGCCCCGACACGAAGGUGGUGAUUACCGAGAAGGCCGAGAUGCUCCCCCGCAUCCGCGAGAACCUCGAGCUCAACCAGAUGCAGGAGGACGAGAACCUGGUCGUACAAGAGUUGAAGUGGGGAGACAACUUGAGCCAGAUCACGGAAACGUACGACUUCAUCGUCGCUGCCGAGGUCGUGUUCGACGAACGAUUAUUCAAGCCUUUGCUGGAGACGAUCGUUGCCCUCAGUGGCUUCAACACAGUUUUGCUGCUCGCCUACACCGAGCGACAUCGGAGCGAAGCAACUUGGCGAGUUCUACUCGUCGACCAAGCUGCAUCGAGUCCCGUGGUCGGGUCCGGCUUACACACCCACGCCUCCGCCGUCGUCAUCCAACAUCGUCUCCUUCUCGGCCCUGCCGCGAGCCACUUCCUCCACCUACCUCGCGCCGCAGAUGCUGCAGAAGAACGUGGUACACCAGCAGAAGCGGAAAGAUGCCAGCGGGCUCGAGCAGACGAGGGACAUCGUCAUCUUCAACAUGA
Acanthamoeba castellanii str. Neff is the source of this 888-nucleotide messenger RNA. RefSeq lists its product as uncharacterized. The coding region runs from base 1 to 888 and encodes 295 amino acids. The transcript has 7 exons. Lineage: Eukaryota; Discosea; Longamoebia; Acanthamoebidae. The record is from RefSeq and is a predicted model, not a curated record.